This is a messenger RNA of Scutellospora calospora, 180 nucleotides long. NCBI's taxonomy places the organism in Eukaryota, Fungi, Glomeromycota, Glomeromycetes, Diversisporales, Gigasporaceae. The record is from the annotation of a GenBank genome assembly.
AAAAGAGUUAAUGAACUAGAAAUAGAGAAAGAUGAAUUGCGAGAAAAACUAAGAAAAAUACAAAUAAGAAACAGAAAAAUAAUUAGAAAUAUCCUAUUGAUUGGUUUUACUAAUAAUGGUAAAUCAGCUUUAGCUAACAUAAUAUAUGAAAAAAAUAAAUUCAAAGAAGGAGAGUUAGAA